Esox lucius (northern pike) is the source of this 2833-nucleotide messenger RNA. RefSeq names its product MPN domain containing (gene mpnd). Gene Ontology annotation, molecular function: polyubiquitin modification-dependent protein binding; metallopeptidase activity. Gene Ontology annotation, cellular component: BRISC complex; BRCA1-A complex. The transcript has 14 exons. The coding region runs from base 734 to 2113 and encodes 459 amino acids. The record is from RefSeq and is a predicted model, not a curated record. Gene Ontology annotation, biological process: double-strand break repair. NCBI's taxonomy places the organism in Eukaryota, Metazoa, Chordata, Actinopteri, Esociformes, Esocidae.
UUGUUAAUUUAUUGCUUUUAGAGAUUGAGGAACCUCGCGAGGAAAAAAUAAGCGAGGGGGAGCUGCGUAAGACUGUAGAGAGGAGGGGUAAAUAUAUGGAAAGUAAGCGCUAGGGAUGCGGUUUGGACAAGGUUAACUUAUUUAUAAAAGGUUUGAUAGUAAAUGUCUCUUCAGCUAGUUAUUUGACGUAUUUAUUAUUGGCAUGAGUUCAAUGUUAUUUUUAUUAAUGUGUUUUAUGUAGAAACAUCAUCGAAUGGACAGACUACCCACAUAGCGGCUGGCUCAAAGCACCGAGCGACACUAUCUUUCCGGAAGCAGGAAUUGAUAAACUGAAGAUCUAAUUCAGUACUUGUAAUUACUAAUUUACAGAUACAUAUAUAUUUAAAAAAAUAUCAAACUAUGUCGGAUAGCGAGCAGAGAUUUGUGUAGUAACCGAUGGGAAAUGUAGGGUAGCCUAAAAUAAAAAUCGCUUUAGUUUACGGGUAGAGUGACAAGGACGAGAGUGAGGAGAAAGAAAGGGGAGGGGAAAUGUCAUUAAAGCAACACAACAAGGAAACUACACUGCAGACACAGACGCCUUCAUUUUUUUGUUUUUGAAUAGCCUAAUAGAUAGCCAGCCAGUUUGUCGAAGUGUGUUCAUUGAAUCUAUUCUGAGCAUUGCUUUAAAGUGCUCUGAAAAGAAAACCUCUUGACGGAGUCGGAAAUAAAGCCGGUUUUGGACGCUUUCAGAGAAAUGGGCUCUGAGCCACCCUCAUCUCCACAGGUGGUGGAGGAGGGAGGAGAGGAAGAGGAGGAGGAGCUUAGUGGAGGAGAGGAGUCAGAAUUGAGGACCCCCUCUGGGCGUGGCUCACUGCUGACAAGGAGAGGCAUCACCCUGAGAGUGCUGCUGAAGGACGGCCUGGUGGAGCCUGGAGACGGCGUUCUCACCAUACACUACCUGGGUAAAAAGUUUGUAGGCGACCUGUUGAAUGACGGGAAGAUCCGCUGGGUGGAAACAGGGCAGAUAUUCAACUCUCCCAGUGCCUGGGCCACGCACUGCAAACGCCUGGUCAAUCCUGCCAAGAAGUCAGGCUGUGGAUGGGCCUCGGUGCGAUACCGGGGCCAGAAACUAGUGCAGUACAAGACCAGUUGGCUGCACAAGUACCAGCCCAGCGCAGACAUGAGCUUGGUGAGCGAGGGAGAGGAUGACGAACUGGGAGAUGAGGAGGAGGAAGAGGGGAAGACGGCAGUGACGACAGAUGACCGGAACAAAAAGAACAAACCAGAGCUGCAUGAUGUCAGCCUAGUCCCAAGAAGAGGCGACAGAGAGAGGAUCCCCGUUAGAUACUGCACUCUGGGUCCUCGGGAUGCUGCACGGGAUCCACACACGUUGGUGGAGUUAUCGGCUUUCUCAGCCAUCAACAGAUUUCAGCCCUUCAAUGUGGCGGUAUCUAGCAAUGUGCUGCUUCUCAUGGAUUUCCAUUGUCAUCUCACCACCAGUGAGGUGGUGGGCUACCUGGGAGGACGAUGGGACACCAACACACAACUCCUGACAGUUUUAAGAGCAUUUCCCUGUCGCACGCGAUUGGCAGACAGAGAUUCUGCCUCUGCUGUUGAGGAAGAGAUCUGCCAGAAUCUGUUCAUGCGAGGGCUGUCAUUAGUGGGCUGGUAUCACAGUCACCCUCGAGGCCCCGCCCUGCCAUCCCUGCAGGACAUCGACUCCCAGAUGGACCACCAGCUGAGGCUGCAGGGGAGCAGCAACGGCUUCCAGCCCUGCCUAGGCAUCAUCUGCGGCCCUUAUUACCACGGGAACCAAGGUGUGGCGUCCACUAUAACGCCCUUCUGGGUAGUCCCACCGCCUGAGCAAAGGCCCAAUGACUACGGCAUCCCGGUGGCGGUGGAGGUGACCUAUGUACAAGACAACUUCCUGACCAGCGAUGUCCUCAAUGAGAUGAUGCUGCUGGUGGACUUCUACAAAGCAGCCCCUGACUUGGUGCAGUUCCAUCAGUUCUGGUGUCCUGACACCACCAUGAUGGACAAAAUCAAGGGCUCUUUGAGUGGCCAUGCCCCCAAAGACCAGGCCUACUGUCAGAUCCUGGAGCACGUCUACAACCAGCUCCUCAACACACACUGACCUCGAAUGACACCCUGAUCCCUAGAUAGUGCACUCAUUUAGACCAGAGCCAGGUGGCACCCUGUUCCCUAGAUAGUGCACUCAUUUAGACCAGAGCCAGGUGGCACCCUGUUCCCUAGAUAGUGCACUCAUUUAGACCAGAGCCAGGUGGCACCCUGAUCCCCAUGUAGGGCAUUACUUCUGUAGGUCUCCAUACAGGGAAUAGGCACCCUGAGGAGCCUCUCUGAUGUCACCAACCUAAAUGAAUGGUUUGCAACUGAAGCAAAACAGAAUGAAAGCUUGCAAGACUUUAGGUGCAUAAGGCUUAGAUAGUAGGCUCCACACAAAUGUUGGUUGUCAUUGGUGUCCUUCGUCUAAGUGCUAUAACUGCUGCCCUGGCUUCAGACAUACUGCUGAACAUGCACUGCCCUGACCGGGGGAAUGCCCAGGGGGUGAGUGAACAGCUCUCCAUGGCCUUUUCUGUUGACGAAAUCAACAUCAGACUGAUGCUUUUACAGUAUAUGACCGGGUUAGUGCUGUAAAUGUGUCCCAUACUGUCUGCUGCCAGUGUCUGACGUCAGACUGUUGUUGAAGUGGACUUGGAAAUUCGUCCAGUUCUAUUACCUGUGGUAUAUUUAUCCAAACUGUGGUCUGUGACAUGUGGAAGUACUGAUGUGAAAACAAAUGCCUUGAACCUGCUGAAACGUAAUGUUAGCUAAUACAUUAAACACACUGGAACUA